GUUCCACAGCUGCCAGGUCAGGUGAAUGGGACAUGUUGUGUUCUCCAGCCACAUCGAUUCUGCCGGGAUCUGCAUGUGCGUCAAGCUACACGGAAUAACACCGGAAACUGCGCCAUUUUCCAACCAAAAUCAACGUCUCAUGAUUGCUCAACUAACAGCAAGACAGCCAUGAAUCAAUGAAGACGUUUUAUUUUGAAAGUUUGAACUCAAAGUUGUGUUUGCCACACAUGUUUGCUUGACAGAGGUCGACUGUUCAGGACGAUUCAGAGCUCAGAGUACAACGCGCUCCCUCACAAGAAGUUUAUAGAGGCGUAUAACUGUGUUGGAUGUUUGUUUUCCUCCUUUUUUCCACAUUCUGUCCGUUUUUCUUUGUCUUAUCUUUUACUUUUUUCUGUCAAACGUAUAAAGUUACCUCAUGAACUAGCAGUCGGCUGGUUGACCGGGGUCUGCUGCUGUCAAACUUUGGUUGACAUGGAUUUCUUGCACCGACGACGGAUGGACUGAAAAGUGUCUAUCAUUCACCGGCCAGUCAAGACUUAAAGGACUCUUUGCAACUACCUUUUUGGAACAAGUUGUUUGUUAUUUUUUUUAAAGACAUGCAAAAGUUCAACUCCACCGGUACCAACAGCAGCACGCUGCCCCGGGACGCGGAGCUCCAGCUGCGGUUAGCUGACAGCGGAGGGGCCGGGGAAGGGAAGGAAAACGGUGCUGGGAAACAUUUCCUCGCCCAACCUGAGGAGGAAAAGUUGCUUUGCACAAAGAGGAAGAUGCUCGUCGGAUUGGAUGUUGUAUGUCUUUUUAUCGCCUCCAUUCCAUUCUUUGCGUGUGAGCUGAAGGCGGUGGCUCCUUACAGGCGAGGCUUCUUCUGCGGAGACUCCAGCAUCACUUAUCCGUACUUGCCGAGAGAGGCCAUCCCUGAUGGCCUGCUCAUUGCUGGGGGUAUAAUCAUCACAGGCCUAACGAUCGCUCUGGGUGAAUGUUAUCGCGUGCGUUUCCGAGGUGUUCACUCCAGAGCUUUUGUUCGAAACUUCUAUGUGUCGUGCCUGUACAAGGAGCUUGGCAGCUUCAUGUUUGGUUGCUGUGUGGGUAUGUCUCUCACCAAUAUGGCCAAGUUAAGUGUGGGACGUCUGCGGCCCAACUUCUUGUCCGUCUGUAACAUCACAUAUGCGUCCAUAAACUGCACUCCGGGCAGCUACGUGUCACGGGUGGACUGCCCGCAGCCUAAUACAAAGAUGGUGGAGGAAGCAAGGAAGUCUUUCUUUUCCGGCCACGCUUCCUUCGCCAUGUACACUAUGCUCUACCUGGCAUUCUACCUUCAGGCACGGUUUUCGUGGCGGGGAGCUCGGCUAUUGCGCCCAUUAUUACAGUUCCUCUUAGUGAUGAUCGCUAUCUAUACUGGCCUGAGCCGCAUCUCUGACUACCGUCACCAUCCCUCUGACGUCCUCACUGGCUUCAUCCAUGGAGGACUCACUGCAUACUGGGUGGCCUUUUACAUCUCCUCCAUGUUCAAGCCCUGCACCCGUCCAGACCUGUCUCCCACUAGCAUUUCUCUGGAGAGCCCUCUGUCCAGCCAGCAAACGGUCUGUUAGCAGACACGUGCAAUCAUUCCAGGAAUCAGAAGAUAAGAGAAGAUGGACUGCAGGAAGACAGGGAGAAUGUUAGAUAGCACACAUGAGGAGGAAGAAGAGAGAAAGGGAAUCAUACUAAGAGAAGGAUAUGAUUAACGAGUACAAUCUAACACAUGCUUGUUCUUUCGAGCAUAGUGAAACACUUGCAUACAUACAUUCACAACGUUAUCUAACAUGUUCACACACUCACAUAUGUGAAAUACAAGAAGCACAUUUGACUGCAAGUCAUAGCCGUCCAGUGAAAAGAACUGCAUAGAAAUACUACAGAUAUUUUUUAUAUAAGAAAAAAAUUAAAAUGUCUAUUUUUCAAGAGGAUUUUUAGAAGCUGCUAAUGUUGAUAGUUUCCAGUUUUAACCUGUUUUUUUUUCUUUAAUAGAGGCAUUUGGUCAGUGCAUUUAGUUAGCUUCCAAACUGAAAUGUUUUGGGUGAGAGAGGUGAAAACACCAGCUCUCCUGUUUGUUUUUGACUCUCUGCUCAGCUUGGAAAAAAACACCCCCCUGCACAGCAGCUGUGAACUGAGACCACCAGACCUCAGGUGUAGAAACAGCUCUGUACCAAGUGACAGAACUGGAAGUGAAAAGGAACAAGCACUGGCUUCAACUUCUAAACAUCUUUACCUUUAGUGGCCUGUUGUGCAACUGCUCUAAUCAGACUGCCUGAAUCACUAUAACGUAACUUUAACCUAUAUGUAAGCAGAAAAACAGUAUAUUUACUGUUAUACAAUCUUAACUUUCUUAUAUUUGUAACCAAGGUAGUGCUGAGGAGGACUCUGACCUUCCACGUUACUGCCUCUUUUCUGUACUAACCACUUGACAGUGUCUCAGAGGUGGAGGUUUGACUGAAUUUUGUAACCUUUCACUUUUGCCCCUGACUCUGAGCUGCACCUUGAUUUAUGCCACUCUAACAGGAGGGGCUGCCACCCCAGCAGUCCCCCUGUGUAUCUUUAUUAAUAGCACUUGAACAUAAUGGAACUUGUAAUUGUAAUCAAUAUUAUAUUUUAUCACAAGUUUGAAUAAUCAGUGUUUGUUUCGUUAAUGGCAGACUCAUAAACUUUUGUUUGUCUUUUGUUUUCUUGAAAUGAUAAUUAUUCAAAUUGAAUGUAAAUAGCAAUGUCAUUUUAUAAACCACACAGAAUUUCAAAAGUAUUAGUUCCAGUUUUGGACAGUUUUUACAUGUUUAUUUAGUGUUUGUAUUUACGUAUGUCCAUCAGGUACGGAGAUUUACUAUUGUAUCUGUUUUAACUACUAGACUGAGCCACAGAUAUUAUCAGAAAGCUAUAUUUUUUGUGUUCCCAGUUAUUGUUAUAAUUUGUUUGUGUCGUCUGUGAAUGCCAGAAAGGCAGAAAUAACCACUGUACUCAAAAAACCAAACCAAUAAAAUGAAUGUUGAAUGUU
Messenger RNA from Notolabrus celidotus (New Zealand spotty), 3022 nucleotides. RefSeq names its product phosphatidic acid phosphatase type 2D (gene ppap2d). Bases 597 to 1589 code for a protein of 330 amino acids. The record is from RefSeq and is a predicted model, not a curated record. Gene Ontology annotation, molecular function: phosphatidate phosphatase activity. The transcript has 6 exons. Gene Ontology annotation, biological process: phospholipid dephosphorylation; phospholipid metabolic process; signal transduction. Lineage: Eukaryota; Metazoa; Chordata; Actinopteri; Labriformes; Labridae.